Amyelois transitella is the source of this 2962-nucleotide messenger RNA. RefSeq names its product NADPH--cytochrome P450 reductase (gene Cpr). Bases 248 to 2302 code for a protein of 684 amino acids. The transcript has 12 exons. Gene Ontology annotation, molecular function: FMN binding; NADPH-hemoprotein reductase activity; flavin adenine dinucleotide binding. Lineage: Eukaryota; Metazoa; Arthropoda; Insecta; Lepidoptera; Pyralidae. The record is from RefSeq and is a predicted model, not a curated record. Gene Ontology annotation, biological process: response to hormone. Gene Ontology annotation, cellular component: cytosol.
GAGACAUUGCUAUCGAUUGGCUCGCUCACUAUGCCAGUUCAGUCAGUCACGUCACGCACGUUCCACGAACGUACCAUUAUCACAUACAGUAGGUAUUUACGGGUCUAGUGUGGUUACAUUAGUGUUUUAAGUGAGACGAUAUAGUGGUGUAGUUAAAUGAUAAUUGAGUCAAUACGAAGUUGGUAGAUUGAAUUGAGUUGCUAUUAAAAAUUUUUAACGAACAUUUGAAUAACAAGUAACCUCCAAAAUGUCAGACAGUAAACAGGACAUGAUAAAGGAUGCUGCUACAGCUGCAGCCGCAGCCGCGGGGGGAUCGCUGUUCAGUACAUUUGAUAUUGUAAUGCUGGUGGUGCUGCUAGGAGCAGCGGUUUGGUGGCUGUACAGUUCUAGGAAAGAAAACAAGAAAGAUGAAAUAGUACUAAGCAAAUAUUCAAUACAAACAGCAGCAUCAAUACAAGUGACCGAAAAUUCAUUCAUAAAAAAGUUGCAAACGUCCCGUAGAAGUUUAGUAGUUUUCUAUGGCUCUCAAACUGGUACCGCAGAAGAGUUUGCCGGUCGCCUUGCCAAAGAGGGAGCAAGAUACAAAAUGAAGGGCAUGGUCGCCGACCCCGAAGAAUGUGAUAUGGAAGAACUCACGAAACUACCAGACAUACCCAAUUCAUUAGCCGUAUUUUGUAUGGCAACAUAUGGAGAAGGUGAUCCUACAGAUAAUGCGAUGGAAUUCUAUGAAUGGUUGAAAAAUGGAGAUCCUGAUUUGACUGGUUUAAACUACGCAGUAUUUGGUCUCGGCAACAAGACGUACGAGCAUUACAACGAAGUGGCCAUUUAUUUGGAUAAACGUCUGGAGGAGCUGGGUGCGACGAGGGUCUACGAGUUGGGAUUAGGAGAUGACGAUGCAAACAUUGAAGAUGACUUCAUCACAUGGAAAGAUAAAUUCUGGCCUGCGGUGUGCGAGAAAUAUGAUAUUCAGAGUUCUGGCGAAGAAGACCUGACGCGGCAGUUUAGUUUGGUCACGUACGAGUGUGAUGAGAUCCCUGAAAAUAUCUUCACUGGCGAAAUUGCCAGGUUAAAUACCUUGCAAUUACAGAGGCCGCCAUUCGAUGCGAAGAAUCCAUUCCUGGCACAAAUUGUCGUCAAUAAAGAGAUGCACAAGGGCGGAGACAGAUCUUGUCUUCACGUGGAAUUGGAUAUUUCAAACUCUAAAAUGCGAUACGAAGCUGGCGACCAUGUGGGAGUGUAUCCAGUGAACGACACGGAUCUAGUAGACCGUCUUGGAGAACUGACCAACACAGACCUCAGUACUGUGUUCUCUCUUAUCAACAACGACCAAGAGAGCAGCAAAAAGCAUCCGUUCCCCUGUCCUACGACUUACCGAACUGCGCUCACGCACUACAUAGAGAUUACUGCGUUGCCGCGCACGCACAUUGUAAGGGAACUCGCCGAAUACUGCUCGGAUGAGGAAGAUAAAAAGAAGAUGAUGCUGAUGGCGACAAACUCUCAAGAAGGGAAGGCACUCUAUCAGUCGUUUGUCGUAGAUGCUUGCAGGAACAUCGUGCAUAUUCUCGAGGACAUCAAAUCUUGUAAACCCCCACUGGACCAUGUUUGCGAAUUGCUGCCUCGUCUGCAACCAAGAUACUAUUCUAUCUCUUCAAGCCCUAAGUUACAUCCUGAAACUGUGCACGUGACCGCAGUGGUGGUAAAGUACAAAACGACCACGGGCCGCAUCAACAAGGGAGUUACAACCACGUGGCUCGCUGAUCUUAAGCCGGAGGAGGGCAAGACUCUGCCUAGGAUACCCGUCUACAUCCGCAAGUCACAGUUUAGAUUACCGUUACAACCCCAAACGCCUAUUAUGAUGGUGGGGCCGGGUACGGGGUUGGCUCCGUUCCGGGGCUUCUUGCAAGAAAGGGCGCACGCGAAGUCCAACGGCAAGGAAGUGGGAGAUACCAUUCUAUACUUCGGAUGUAGGCACCGGGAACAGGAUUACAUUUACAAAGAGGAGCUGGAAGCAUACGAAAAGAGUGGCCUUCUGAAACUCAACUUGGCGUUCUCCCGAGACCAAGGGCACAAAGUAUACGUGACUCAUUUGCUAGAGAAGAAUCUGGAACAAAUAUGGGAAGUUCUUGGCAAUAGAAAUGGACACUUUUAUGUGUGUGGUGAUGCAAAAAAUAUGGCUGUGGAUGUGCGAAACAUCGUGCAAAAAGCUGUUAAGGAGAUAGGAGGAAAAUCUGAGUCCGAAGCGGCGCAAUUCCUCAAGAAACUGGAUUCCAUGAAGAAAUAUUCAUCAGAUGUAUGGAGUUAAAAUAAUUGUACCCUACAUAAACAUUUAAUAUUUUUUAAUAGUUGAAUUGUCUGCAAGCCUGCUUUUAAGUUGGUAGGUAAAUUUAUAUACUUAUAAUAAGUACGUAAUAUUGUGAUAUAAAGUACACUCUGAUAACAGAGGACAAGGAAAAUUGACUUUUGUGCACCGCCACAAUUUUUUCAGGUCUUGAACAAAUGAUUUCUAUUAUUUAAGCGUUUGUUAUUUAGUUCGUUUUAGUUGUACCGACAUUCACCUAUUGAAACUUGUGAAAUAAAAUGAAUGUACCCAUCUCUCACAGAGCUAGUAAGUAAAGUACUUAUCAUAUAAGAUAAACUACUUAUUUAUUGUUUUGAAUUGAAAAACCUAACUAAAAAGAAAUGUAGUCAAUCACAAAGUCGCAUUCAGGAUCGUUUCAAUUUUUCUACGUGUAAAGACUCUCGUCUAAAUAAAAAGUUGUUACAGAAUUGUUGAAUCUUUUGAAUUCUAACGAUGGUUGUGCAUUAAGUGCACUAACAAAUAAUUGUUGGUAAAUGUGUAUAUUAAGUGGACUGGGCAAUAGAUUUUAAGAAAUAUUAUACAAUAAAUAUAUUUAUGUAUAUUUUGCAUAAUUUUAAACAUAGAAAUUUUAUGGAAUAAAUGUUCUUUUUCUUUAUACAUUCA